AUGUGUGCGAAGUUCAUACUGCCUGUGGGGAGCAGCGAAAGUACCUUGCGAAUGCUUGAAGGCAAUGGCAGGGAGUACAAUACUCUCCGUGAUCUGUUCAACGAUCGGUGGAUCAAACCACGGCCGGCAAAGGGUGUUUCUAUCGAGCGCAUCUUCAGCAUCCAGGGCGGACAAGCCCCGUGCGGGAAGAGCAGCUGCACCGUCUGCAACAUCUGCAAGCUAGGCUUCAAGCUGGGAGCCAACGUGGCCGGCACGGCCCGGGCAACCGGUGUCCCGCUUCGGUACGGGGAGGACACCUACUUGACAAGCGUGUCCGGAAAGGCAAACGACUACGCCUCGCGCUCGGCGAAGGUGCGCAUGAUCAUGGGGAAUGAGGCCUUCUUCGCGGCUCACCAGCUCCCGGCAAACCAGUGCCCGCCUCCUGGUUGUCAAUCUGUGGUGGGAGAGGUGGGCCAAGGGCUGAACUUCGACGAGUUCGUGGUGUACAAUGAGGAGGCCGCUCUGCCAACUCACCUCAUCGUGUAUGCUCUUCGGCACUAA
Molecule: messenger RNA, 540 nt
Organism: Ectocarpus sp. CCAP 1310/34
Lineage: Eukaryota; Phaeophyceae; Ectocarpales; Ectocarpaceae
Source: the annotation of a GenBank genome assembly